GAUACCGAGGCUGAACCUACCCACACUUUUAGCUUGCUUUCUUAUGUUCUUGACGAGAAAGCAUUUUGGCACCGACCGCUGAGUCCACGAGAGCCAGAUUUAUUAACCUGCAGGGAGCUCAAUCUGUUCGAAGAAUGGAAGGUCUCUACCAAGGUUGAUGGUAGUGAAGGUCCAACCAGCAGUGACCCUAUCAGGACGACAGAGGACAUCACUAAUAGAAACAAAAGGACGACAUGCAUGUCCUUAAACGAGACGGCUGACAACUGCGUUGCUUUGAAAAAAAGGGCAAGGAUGUUUCAGAACACAGAUGAGCUGUCGAGCAACAUUCAUCAUGAGAUGCCACACACUUUAGGAACUGUAAGCGCAUCAUCACACGAGAAAGAUCAGUCAUCAAGCGACGCUAAUCUUGGUCAGAUCCAACAAACACCGGUCCAUGGCACCUCUUCAGCUACCAACAAAGACUUCCCAUGGGACGACCCUGAUAUGGUAGCGCAGUUGAUCGAGUCUACCGAUAGGAUUGAGGAAGAGUGGUUUUCACAACAAAGACAAACUCAGUAUACCACAUCAGUUACACAAGACAUCCACAUAUCAGAGAUCAAGCCCAAUGAGAUUUGUUGCAAUUUCACCUCAAAUCCAGUCGAAAGUGCUGUUUUCAGCGACAUUGUGUCACGAAUACCACCCCAUUCAAGGCAAAAGAGCCCAAGAAUAGUACAAAUGGGCUCGACAUGGGUUGAACAUAGGGUUUUUGGCCUGAGCAUGCAAGUGUAUGGCCGGGUCAAUAAGUACGUGAUCAAUAUGUUGGGAAAAGCAGUAAUGGCCGAGCAAACCGAAAAGGAUAGGCUCAAUCUUCUCCAGCGAAGUUACUGGUCAAGAUACUAUGUCGAAUGCGACACUGCUAAAUUAUUCCAAAAUGCAUUUGAAACUCCAUUGGCGUUAUCUGUUCACCUGAGGGAGACAAUGAUAGGAUUCCAUCUUGACCGAAUUCACAUGGUGUUUUUACCUUUAAGCUCAUACAGUUUCUGGUACACGGUUGUUGCUAACUUUAGGAAGAAAUUGUUCGAAGUCCUCUGCCCAAACAACAGAAUCGACUUGAUUGCUGACGAAGCUCAGCUUGUAAUCAAGAAUUUCAAAGCGGCUUUCAAGCUGGCAUACAAGAGAUCACAACUAAAUGUGACUGACAUGGGUGUGUCUUUCCGGAGUGUGUGCUCUUCAACUAAAGAGGCAGAUAGUGGGAUCUUCACAAUGAAGUUGGUACAAGGACAUGAUGGAGACAACACUUUGUGUUUCGAACCCGAGCAUGCAAAGAGCCUGCGCGAGAGUCUAACUUACUACAUGGUUGCUCACCCUUGCAAUGAAAAACUGAUGCCAGAAACCAAAGAAAUCUUAAGAAAAUAU
Messenger RNA from Triticum dicoccoides, 1395 nucleotides. RefSeq lists its product as uncharacterized. NCBI's taxonomy places the organism in Eukaryota, Viridiplantae, Streptophyta, Magnoliopsida, Poales, Poaceae. The record is from RefSeq and is a predicted model, not a curated record. The transcript is spliced from 6 exons. The annotation marks the transcript as partial.